Messenger RNA from Pelobates cultripes (western spadefoot toad), 5323 nucleotides. NCBI's taxonomy places the organism in Eukaryota, Metazoa, Chordata, Amphibia, Anura, Pelobatidae. The record is from the annotation of a GenBank genome assembly.
AUGUAUAGACAACAUGCACCCAAAGAGAUCCAUACACUACAUACAAUCACAAGUGCUUCACUCAGACGACAUACUGAUGACGGGAAGACACUGGGCAGACGACCAUCCCACCACCCCCUAGAAGCUGUGAAAUAUGAACAAAAGGGGCGGGAGACGGGGCAAGGGGACAUAGAGGGGGGAGAGGGGAAAGAGGAAAAAUAAAAAAUAAAAUAAAAAAUAAUAAUAAUAAAAAAAAAAAUACAUCAACAUGAUCCAGAUGCAAUGACCCAGACAUAAUGAGAAGAGGACCCACACUGCACACACCCCGAAGAGAUAUCCUCAAGCCCCUACUUUGACUACACGCAAACUACCCUCACGGUACAUCCCCCCACCCGACACCAGCGACACCGAAAAGGCGCAACAAACAGGCAUAGUGCUGAUAACAUUACAGGCACACACCAAUGGCAUUAGUGAUGACUAUAUAACAACUCUACUACAGUGGACGGACGCUACAACCCCAAACGGAAAUACACUUCUACACAACUAACAGUUCAUACCGACGAUACACAACCCUUCUCAAGUAUCAACUCUACGACUAACACCGCAUAUACCACACAGGCACCAUAGCCUAAACGGAUAAGGGCCCAGACACGCUACCCACCCCUCUCGGUGCGCACGCUUGAUACUACGGAGGCCGACGGGUACACCACCGGGAUAGAUCUCGGGGUGACCUCCGACCAACACCGUAGGCACACGAACUCCCUCUCCACGGAGAGGUUCACCUCCUCACAUUACCACGACACGCACACCACGCCUAUCCUACUCUCCAACAUCCAAAUAAGAAACACACACCCCCAUCACACGAACCAGGCACGGAGCCUAACAUAACCGAAAGGCACCGAGCCUAAGCAGACACAACUCCCCUAGACCACACAGGAGCAAAUACCAACACCCCCCGAACGCCAGCCACCUCACACGUGACCGCAGUCCAGCAACCCACCUGAACGUCCCACCCCCCCCUGCGCUCCUGACCCGGCCGUCGCGUCCGCCUCGACCCAACCACCAGAGGGCGCAGAGGCGCAGAACCACAUCAAAACCCAGGAAUUAAGCCACGGGAUCGGGCUUCCUCGGUCGACUCCCGUGUCCAUAAGAGAGCGGGACAUGGACGAGGGACCCCGGUACCCGACAAGACACCACCAUUGCGCAGAGAUGCGGACAAGAUGGCAUACAGACCAGAUCCACUGAAAAUCAUCACGCAAAACUGCAGGAGAUUGAAUCUCCCAGAACGCAGAACUAAUCUUUUGAGGGAACUCCAGAGAGAGAGGGUUGCAAUAGCUCUUCUCCAAGAAACUCACUUUCGAGAAGGAGCGGCCCCGACACUCAAGAACAAACACUACCCCACUAACUACUACGGCAACCACCCUACAGCGAAAAAGGCAGGGGUCGCGAUCCUUAUAGCAGCUCGUCUACAAUUCCAGGAACAGGAUCGCCUUAUAGACCACAACGGCAGAUACGCCUUCGUCAAGGGGAAUAUCGCAGGGCGAUGUUACACGUUCGCGACAAUAUACGUCCCCAACAAUCAAUCUAGAUUCCUCAAGAACACACUGAAGGCACUAACAGACUUCACGGAAGGAACCUUGAUCGCGGGAGGAGACUUCAAUGUCACACUAGAUCCUAAAGUAGACUCCUCAACGGGACACAGCAGCAUCCUACAGAGAGAAAUAAGAACCAUACACCAUACUCUGAAAACGCUACGCCUGGUAGACUGCUGGCGAACACUAAAUCCACUAGACAGAGAAUACACUCACUAUUCCACAAUACACAAAAGAUACUCCAGGAUAGACUUCCUACUAUUGCAACAAGAAGCUCUAAUAAGACUUAGGAGAGCAUCCAUACACGCUGCAACGUGGUCGGAUCACGGACAAGUGUCGAUGGACCUCGAAUCUCCACUCAUAAGACCGACGAAAACGACGUGGAGACUCAACGACUCCCUCUUAACCGACCUCCCACUGAGGGCCCAAGUCACCGACACUCUACAGACAUACUUUACCGAGAAUGAGACGAGAGACGUAUCUGAUAUGACAGUAUGGGAGGCACACAAAAGUGUACUCCGGGGCAAGCUUAUCCAAAUCGCGUCACAACGGAAAAGAGAGGCGGGCGCACUUAUGUCAAACAUCCUUGACCGGAUCCGCUCCCUGGAAACACAAAACAAACGUCAACAGGUGGAAGAUACCUACAAAGAACUAUUAGAGGAAAGAAGGAGACUACACGCACCGCUACUCAAGAGACACCUGAGACAACUCCGUAGAUCUAAAGGCUUCUUCUACCUCCACGCAAACAAAGGAGGCAAACUCCUCGCACAAAUGCUCAGAGGACAACAACACCCCUCUCAAGUCCACAAAUUAAAAACACGCGACGGCACUACUACCCAACACCCGGAGAAAAUCGCCAAGGAAUUUCUCACCUACUACUCCUCGCUCUACAAUACACAUUCACAAAGCGACGAAGAAGGCAGACGAAUCAAACGAGACCGCAUGGAAUGCUUCCUGAGAGAACAUCUACACACGACGGUGACGGCCGAAGACGCAGAAACCAUCGACCGACCGAUCACCGAAGACGACAUUAAGACAGCUAUCAAAACGACGAAGACAGGACGCGCAACCGGACCCGACGGACUUACGCUGGACUACUACAAACGCUUCCAAGAUAUACUAGCCCCCAAACUCACAAAGGCGCUCAAUGCCAUCACUGAGGGACAUACAUUCCACGCCGAAUCACUAUCGGCCACAAUUACAGUAAUCCCAAAACCAGGAAAGGACCCGGAAACCUGCGGCAGCUACAGACCCAUCUCCCUCUUAAACGUGGACACAAAACUCUUCACCAAAAUAGUAGCCACCCGACUUAGCAACCUAAUGCCAACACUCGUGCACCCUGAUCAAACGGGGUUCAUACCGGAACGGGAGGCUCGAGAUAGCACUCUGAGAAUUCUCGCUAUACAACAUCUAGCAAGACAACAUGGAACGCCACUCCUGCUACUCUCCACGGACGCCGAAAAGGCGUUCGACCGAGUUGACUGGGCAUUCUUGAAAACGACGAUACGUCUACUGGGGUUUAACGACAACAUACAGAAAUGGAUCGGAACGAUAUACAGCACCCCGAUGGCAGCAGUGGAUGUUAACGGAGCCCUGACGGAGUUCUUCCCGAUUCGCAAUGGUACGAGGCAGGGGUGCCCCUUGUCCCCGUUAUUGUUCGCAUUAACAUUGGAACCCCUACUGGAAGCAAUCCGACGAAAUAUUAACAUCAUGGGCUACACCUGUACAACCGCCACACACAAAGUAGCCGCAUACGCGGAUGACAUGUUGUUCUUCAUUACACGUCCAAGACUCACCCUACCAUGCCUAAUGGAAGAAUUCGAAAAAUACGGACACCUCUCGGGCCUCAAACUUAACUUAAGCAAAUGCGAACUGCUCAACAUCACGGACCCACUGGGGGAACACAGGGAUAUGGCCUCGACCUUCUCGUUCCGAUGGUGCCAUACCCAAAUGAAAUACCUGAGGAUCUGGGUGAUGGCUGACCCCAACGCCAUCUACCAGAAAAACUUCCUCCCACUCCUCACACGCAUUCAACAAGACCUCCGAACCUGGAGUUACCCACACAUCUCCUGGUUCGGCCACAUAGCGGUCAUCAAAAUGAAUAUACUACCCAGACUACUAUAUUUAUUCCAUACGAUCCCAGUGGCAUUACCGACGACCUUUUUCGCGACACUGAAAACCGCAUUCCUGACCUACGUCUGGAGAGGAUGCAGACCUCGACUAAGAUAUGAAAUCUUAUGCAAGACCAGGAGUCAGGGCGGAUUGGCACUCCCAGACCUACGCAAAUACCAUUAAGCGACAGCCCUACAACGGAUACUGGAAUGGCACACUAACCCGAGAUGCAAACAAUGGGUGGCCUUGGACAAAGAAUCAUGCAGCCCAUCCAUUUUUGCAUCCCUGUGGAAUCAGAAGACGCCACGGCGUAAUGUCCCCGGCGCAACCUCGCCGGCGAGUCGCACCCUCCACAUAUGGUCAACAAUGAGGAACGCAACGAUCAUCUCCCCAACACCCAGCCCGAUGACCACGCUAACACACAACCAAGCAGUGGGGGGAGGACUACCGAUCAAGGCCUGGGACUUUCUGGAGGGAAGGGACUUCAUACCACUCCACAAAACACUAACCGCCACUGGACUGACCCCCCUGGAACGCCUAAUGGAAGGCCCGCCAGCUCCCAUGCACAAAUUCAGAUACUCCCAGCUGACGCAUUUCUACCACACCCUACCGAACAAACAAGAGGUACACAGAACCCUCACGUGGUUUGAGGACAUCUGCGACAAACAAACACAGACUCAGAAACCAACGUCGACGCUCUACCAAUACCUAAUCACAGAUGAGCAGCAAGCAACUCGACGGUAUAAGGAAAAAUGGGAAAGCAUCACCGACAAAGUUUUCACCGACGCACAAUGGGACAAAAUUCUCAUCCUUCAUCACAAAUCUACGAUUGGCUCAAAAUACCAAGAAAUGAACUAUAAGCUAUUGACAUUCUGGUACAGAACCCCAGACCUGCUCCACAGAAUAUUCCCCAACACUUCGGCGACCUGUUGGAGAUGUGAAGCAGAUAUUGGAACACUAAAACAUAUCUGGUGGGACUGCCCCAACAUUAAACCGUUUUGGAACCAGAUUACGUCCCGCAUCAAAGAGGUACUAGGGAACACAACACAAUUGUCAAUAGACAACACUCUCCUACAUCAUACUAAAGACCCGAUCUCAAAAUACAAACGAUCCAUCCUACGACACCUUCUCGACGCGGCCAAGGCUCUAAUCCCUGCCCUAUGGAAAACGACAAACGCCCCCACAAUGGAACAAUGGCUAAACAGGGUAGAAGAGAUCAGAUUCGCAGAAGAAAUGCAUGCGACUUUACGAGACACCCUCACGAAACACGUUGACAAGUGGCAACCUUGGAUAAUAUACGUGGCGAGAUGGGAUGGGGAGGACGCGGCGGCUGGGGAAGGGAGUUAAGGGGGCCUCCACUCAUCCCUCCCCCUAACAAGCCACACACACUACACGCAAUACAACCACAACGCUCACAGGACCAACACACUGACAACACACAAUCACCCCAUGAACGCAACCAAUGAGGGCACAGGACGUAGCAGCAUACGAUACUGGCAACAACCUACCAAUCCCGAAAAACAACAACAUACAGACCUCUCACUGAACCCAAGCCGACACCACCGACUCACGCACCAAUACCCAAGAUAGAGCUGAACAACAGGAGACCCCCGAGCGAACCUCACACACUAUCACCCUAG